UUGCAGGUAGAUAGUAGCUCGCGUUCAGUGUUCUCGUCAAACGUCGGCGGUGUUCAUUUCAAAGAUUCAGAUCUAGAAGCAGCAGCAGUAGCUGAUCAUCGACGUGUUUCAUCGCCUCUCUCCAUUGCCAGUUCAGAUAUUUCGUCGAAAAAGAAGAAGUCCUCUAACGAGGACGAGUUUUAUGAACUGCCAACCAAGAAGAGCAUCUCAUCCCGUAACCGUAAACCUUCCUUUGGUGAGCUCAGCAUCAAGAGUUGUGGAUCUGUGGAAACGAUACAAAUGCAGAACAAUGCUCAAAUCUAUACGAAAACUGCUAUGUACAAGGGUACGAUAGUAGCAGUAAAAAAGUUGAAUAUUGAUCCCAAAAAGUACCCAAAACUUGAGCUCUCACGUGCCUUAUUAAUGGAAUUCAAGAAGAUGAAGGAUUUGCAACAUGAUCACAUUACCAGGUUUACAGGAGCUUGUGUUGAUUGUCCACAUUACUGUCUUGUUCAAGAGUAUUGUCCAAAAGGUUCACUUGAAGAUAUUCUAGAAAAUGAAAAACUUGAACUGGAUAGGAUGAUGAAAUGCUCGCUGCUUCACGACCUUGUUAAGGGAAUGUACUUCCUACAUAAUAGUUACGUUGGUUCUCACGGCAAACUGAAGUCAUCUAAUUGUGUGGUUGAUAGUCGAUUCGUGCUCAAAGUCACUGAUUUUGGUUUUCAUGAAUUGCACGCCAUGGAAGACGAAAACAUCGAAGAAAUUGGCGAACAUGCCUUCUAUAAAAAGAAGUUAUGGACAGCACCAGAAAUACUUCGAAAUUCGAGUGCAUUUCCACCGAACGGUACCAAGGCAGGCGACUCGUACAGUUUUGCCAUUAUUCUUCAUGAAAUGCUUUUCCGGAAGGGUGUUUUUUAUAAAGAAGACGAACCAUCACCCAAAGUGAUCUACGAUGGAGUGAGGAAAGAGCCAACCUCUGAGGAAGCGCUUUAUCGACCACAAAUCCCCGAAUCAGCACUCAGUGUUGAUCCUGUAGACCCGAACUUACUGAAACUCAUGAGGAGUUGUUGGGCUGAAGAUGCACACGAUAGGCCCGACUUCUCGGUGAUCCGAAAAGUGGUUCGUUCUCUGAACAAAAACAAUGAGACGUCGAAUUUGGUGGACAAUUUAUUGAAACGCAUGGAACAGUAUGCGAAUAAUCUCGAGGGACUGGUUGAAGAGCGAACGCAGGAAUAUUACGCUGAGAAGAAAAAAGUUGAAGACCUCUUACACCAGCUACUACCGCCAUCAGUGGCCGACCAGCUGAUUAGUGGUCGAGCAGUACAAGCGGAAGCGUUUGACAGUGUAACAAUUUAUUUUUCGGAUAUUGUUGGGUUCACAGCUCUUUCGUCAGUAUCUACUCCUAUGCAGGUAGUGACAUUGUUGAAUGACUUGUACAUGGCAUUCGAUGGCGUUGUUGACAACUUCAGAGUGUAUAAGGUUGAGACAAUCGGUGAUGCGUACAUGGUUGUAUCGGGCUUACCUGAUAGACAUGAUCAGCAUGCAUCACAAAUUGCACAGAUGGCGCUGGCUCUCUUACAUAAAGUCAAGAAUUUUGUCAUCAGGCAUCGGCCUGAUGAGCAAUUGAAAUUGCGUAUUGGAAUACAUUCAGGUUCGGUUGUAGCCGGCGUAGUGGGCUCGAAAAUGCCACGAUAUUGCUUGUUUGGUGAUACUGUGAAUACAAAAUGUAGCGGUAAUAAAUUUUUAGCGUUAAGAAUACAUGUGAGCAAGCAGACAAAGGAGAUUCUUGACAAAGAAGCCGGCUUUCGACUGGUCUUACGCGGUGAAGUGGAGAUGAAAGGCAAAGGCAAGCAAACAACCUACUGGCUCAAGGGCUACAAAGAUCAGAACAUUCCUGACUUCGGACCUGAAUAUGCCUAA
Anisakis simplex (herring worm) is the source of this 1899-nucleotide messenger RNA. Lineage: Eukaryota; Metazoa; Nematoda; Chromadorea; Rhabditida; Anisakidae. The record is from the annotation of a GenBank genome assembly.